Molecule: messenger RNA, 510 nt
Organism: Sungouiella intermedia
Lineage: Eukaryota; Fungi; Ascomycota; Pichiomycetes; Serinales; Metschnikowiaceae
Source: the annotation of a GenBank genome assembly
AUGUUGGCUAUUGGAGACACCAUCUUGAGAGCUCUCAACUUUGUCUUUUUGGUAAUUGCCCUUGGUUUGACCGGAUCGCUUGCCGCCUCUACGGUUUACCAGCUGAACCCACAGGUUAACUUUGGAGUGUUUGCUGCUGCUUUUGCACUCUUGACCUCGUCGUUCUACGGCAUCUUGGCCUACUUGUUUGCUGCGUUUGCCUGGCCAGUCAUUUUGGCCAUUUUCGACUUCUUGAACAUCAUCUUCACAUUUGCAGCAGCCACUGCAAUUGCUGCUGGUAUUCGUGUUCACUCUUGCAGCAACCAGUCGUACUUGGAUGGCAACAAGAUUGCUCAAGGUGAGACUGGCAGAUGCAGAAAGGCCCAGGCCUCUGUUGCUUUCCUCUACUUCUCCUUCUUCAUCUUUUUGGCCUCCGGUUUGUUCUCGGUGAUUUCUGUUGCCAAGGGUGGUUUGUUCGGUGGACGUACCUCCGCUCCAAGAGUCGGUGUGCCAUCAGUGUCGCAGGUGUAA